AUGUUGGCAAUAUUCUUCUACAGCGUAGCAUCGCUGCUACUCCCGGUCAUUAUAAUCAACGCCAAGGAUCCCGUCAUGGACUUUUCGCAACUCGUCCCCCCAACCGCCACCACCAUCUCCACAACUUUCCCUCCAGCCCCUGUCCCUGCCGCAGGCGUCGGCCACUCCUCGUCUUCAGUACCCCAGGACUUUGUAUAUGUGGCCUCGCCAUCAUCAUCAAAGUUCGGAUCCUUCCUCGUCCACAUCCUCCCAACAAAGAACGGUCGAUCAAUAGCUUCAUCAUACUCCUUCAUCUCCUUUUCUUCCUUCCGUCGUGCGUGGCGAUCAAGCCCCAGGCGAUCCUCGCCUUCGUCGUACAAAGCUGCAACAAAGAGGAUGGCAGAAAAGGAUAGAUGGGAAGUGGAGGAGAAACCUUACAAGUCGAGAUACUCUCCACGGGCUGCCUCUUCGACCUCUUCGGAAGAGUACGAUGCAUAUGGUUUCCGACAAAACGCCAGCUACAACAGUAAGUAA
Molecule: messenger RNA, 513 nt
Organism: Linnemannia hyalina
Lineage: Eukaryota; Fungi; Mortierellomycota; Mortierellomycetes; Mortierellales; Mortierellaceae
Source: the annotation of a GenBank genome assembly